Panicum virgatum (switchgrass) is the source of this 954-nucleotide messenger RNA. Its product is annotated as skin secretory protein xP2-like. Lineage: Eukaryota; Viridiplantae; Streptophyta; Magnoliopsida; Poales; Poaceae. Bases 1 to 954 code for a protein of 317 amino acids. The transcript has a single exon. The record is from RefSeq and is a predicted model, not a curated record.
AUGGCCACGCCGAUCGCGUCGAUGGCAAUGCUGUUCCUGCUCGCGGCGUCCGCUGCCCACGCAGCCCAGCACGCGCCGGCCUACGCCCCUGCCCUCGCCCCUCGCCACCACCCCCACCACCGACAUGCUGCGGCGCCGAGCCCUCAUCACGCCCUGGCACCGGCGGCGGGGCCCGCGCAGCUGCCAAGGACUCCCACCCCCAGCCCCAAAGGUGCCGGCCACAUACCAACGCCAGGUCCUUACAGCGGUGACACCGCAGCACCGGCGCCGGUCCACGGGCGGCAUCAUCCUCACCCUCGCCACCGCGCUGCAGCGCCCGCUCCUCUUCUUGGCAGCCAGCCGGCGAGCGCCCCGAGCCAGUACGACCAUGGCGGACACGACGCUCCAGCGCUGGCUCCGGUUCACGGCACCCAGCCGGCCAGCGCUCCGAGUCCGCAUCACCAUGGUGGCCACGACGCCCCAGCGCCGGCGCCGGUUCACGCCAACCGUCCGGCCGGCGCGUCGACUCCGUACCACCAUGGUCGCCACAACGCUCCCGCGCCGGCGCCGGUUCAUGCCAACCAGCCGACCGGCGCGCCGACUCCGUACAACCAUGUCGGCUACGGGGCUCCUGCGCCGGCGCCGGUCGUCCAUGCCAAACAGCCGGUCAGCUCUCCUGCUCCAAGCCCGCAGCUCCAUGGUUCGGCUCAGGCGAUAGUCGCGCCAGCUCCGCAUCACGAGGAAGCAACAGCGACAGCGCCGGCUCCGGUCCCGGCCCCGGCCCCGGCUCGCGUCGGCGAAGAGGCUCCCCCACCGAGCGAUCUCGCGCGUCCGCCGUCUUCUGAUUACUACCCCUCGUCCGCCCCCGCCCCGGCGCCGGGAAUUUCUGCUGCCUCCGUCGCCGUCGCCGGCGGAUCAUCGGGGCUGCUCGGAGCGAUCGCCCUCUACUUGUGCGCGGCCGUGCUUAUUCUUUAG